Bombyx mandarina (wild silkworm) is the source of this 707-nucleotide messenger RNA. RefSeq lists its product as uncharacterized. NCBI's taxonomy places the organism in Eukaryota, Metazoa, Arthropoda, Insecta, Lepidoptera, Bombycidae. The record is from RefSeq and is a predicted model, not a curated record.
AUGUCUGAUAAGCGAAUAGAAUCGAUGCUCUUCGAUUACGGCACAACAAACCGUACUGACUAUAGAAAUGGCGAAAUUAGGCCACAAUCAAUUACUGUGUACAACGAAAAACCACGGAGAGCACCACCGAAGCUGCGUCCACUUAAAGAUGUACACACGCUUUCCGAUUGGAAGGCUGAAGCGAUAUCUUUCAGUUUGUUACAUAGACCGAAGCAGAUAUUGGGCACCGAUCCAAGGAUUGUUCAGCAGCCUUGCGAAAAACCUGAAGACACAGAAAGAGAAAUCGCUCAAAGGACCAGACCCCGUAUAGUAAUGACCCCGGCAGUCAGUAUGGAUGACAUUGAAAAUCCAAGAGCCAGGGAUAUAUUAUGUUACGACAUGUACACUAGCGACACCAGCAAAGGACUAAGGGAAGCUGUAUCUUCAUAUUUCAGUGUCAAGGCUCCUUUACCUGGAUUACCAGCGGCUGCCAACCCUGUAGCUUUGGCGAAACUGCAACCUCCAUACGUAUCUCCUGAGUGGCGCAUGGAAUCAGUUUCUUGGGAUGGAAAGCAAUUAAGAGCCCAUUGUGAUCCAAGUAAAGAAUUUUGGCUGGGACGGGAGAGGUCUAGAUGCAAACCGUGCGACGAGUCUGCUCGUGUGAGAGAAUAUCGAAAAUAUUCGAAAAAGUUGUAGACUCAAUUUCUAACAGUUUUCAAACAUCAUUA